ACUGUUUUGCAGCAGCAGUGUUUGGUUUGGUUUAUUGAUGCUGAGGAGGCUCGUCUGCUGCUCAGACACACACACUCACACACACACACACACACACACACACACUUUUUUUUUUUUUUUGACUCGUCUUUUUGUUCGCUGAAACUAAACACCAAGCCGGUCAGAGAUGGCACAGUGCUCCGAGUCUGCUGGCGUUUCCUCCGCGGUGAACGGAGAGCCGAAGAAGGAGAGGAAAGUGGCUGUGAUCACCGGCAUCACCGGACAGGAUGGUUCCUACCUGGCCGAGUUCCUGCUCGCUAAAGGCUACAAGGUUCAUGGGAUUCUGCGUCGCUCCAGCUCCUUCAACACGGGUCGCAUCGAGCAUCUUUACCAGAAUCCACAGACGCACACUGAAGGCAACAUGAAGCUGCACUAUGGAGAUCUGACGGACAGCACUUGUCUGGUGAAGAUCAUCAACGAGGUGAAGCCCACAGAGAUCUACAACCUGGGCGCUCAGAGCCACGUCAAGAUCUCCUUCGAGUUGGCCGAGUACACCGCUAACGUGGACGGCGUUGGCACGCUGCGUCUCCUGGAUGCCAUAAAGACAUGUGGUCUGACCAACAGCGUGAAAUUCUACCAGGCCUCCACCAGCGAGCUGUACGGCAAAGUCCAGGAGAUUCCUCAGAAGGAAACCACGCCCUUCUACCCUCGCUCACCUUACGGUGCUGCCAAGCUCUACGCCUACUGGAUCGUGGUGAACUUUCGAGAGGCCUACAACAUGUUUGCCACCAACGGGAUCCUCUUUAAUCACGAGAGCCCGAGGAGAGGUUCGAACUUUGUGACGCGUAAGAUCAGCCGGUCUGUGGCAAAGAUUCACCUCGGCCAACUGGAGAGCUUUAGCCUGGGCAACCUGGACUCCAAGAGGGACUGGGGCCACGCCAAGGACUAUGUGGAGGUAAAACACACACGACCAUAACCACACACACACACA
Molecule: messenger RNA, 970 nt
Organism: Labrus mixtus (cuckoo wrasse)
Lineage: Eukaryota; Metazoa; Chordata; Actinopteri; Labriformes; Labridae
Gene: gmds
Product: GDP-mannose 4,6-dehydratase
Exons: 7
Coding region: 167-955 (262 amino acids)
Biological process (GO): GDP-mannose metabolic process
Molecular function (GO): GDP-mannose 4,6-dehydratase activity
Source: RefSeq, a predicted model, not a curated record